UUUUAAUUAUUGUGGUUGUAUGGCUUUGUCUGAUGUGUGCCACUUGGUUGCGCUAUAUUACAGACAUAGAUGGAAAUAGUCACAAGUCGUCCAAAAACUGGAGUAAUAGUUGUUUUUUGCAGAGGAUAAAGAAUAUAUGCUUGUGAGCACUCUUGCAUUGUCUGUCUACAUGUGUUGCUCCACUGUUUGUUUUCAAACAUUUUUUUCCAGAAGGUUUAAGCAAAGCUUUGUGGUUGAUACUGCGAUUUUAUGCUCAUUGCUCAUCUCACGCUUAAACAUGCAUUGAAGAAUUCCACUUGUCUUGACAUAGAGAUAAUGGGAGCAGAAGAAACGCCCUUGAUAGGAUCACUCAACCACUCCCUCCAUCUGUCCAUAUACAAUAUCGUAAUGCGCAGCGUGUAGCCUUAACUAGGACAUGGCAGCAACAUGGUUUCAUCUUUCCAUCUCUGCUAGUGACACACACGCAAGCUAACCCAAGACUGGAAAGUGAAACAGAUUGUGUUUAUAGCCAAGGAGCUGCAGUCACUUACGCAGCCUAUAAAAACCUCCUGGUCCUGCAGUGUCAUCGAAUUCUGUAGCGGCAAAGCAAAACAAUUGCUCUCCCGUUCUUAUUCUCACUUAAAGAAAAAGCCUAUUUGGAUCUUGUUAGUUAUUGCAAAAACAACUCCGCCACUGAUUGAUUGCAUGUGUUAUGUAAUCUGUUAUCUCCAGACAGUAGAGAAUUGGAGAAUGUCAGUAUAUUCUUACGUCUUUGUGUCUCAUUGAAGACAUAGCAGGCAGUUGGUUGGCUAAAGGUUGCUUACAAAAGAAGUUGGGGAGGUCAAAGUGGAUAAAAUGUUUUCUCUUGUAAUGUGAUAUUUUCAUUUUCUGGUUUUCAUGAGACGAUAGCACGACACAAUUGCUUGCUCUUGUGUUAUAUUUUAUUUGACUAUACAUAAUUUAUGUACCAACAGGCUCACCACAUAUUAGCUGGUUGCUAGCAGGUAGUCAAAUUAAUUCGAUUUUAUUUUCCAAAUAAUAUUUCUGAUGUCCACACAGCCUGAUAUAGAAUGUUUCGUCAUUUACUUCUUACAUGCCAUAACCAAAAUGAAUUGCACUGUAAUGCUAUUUAGGGAAUGCAUGUCUGUGCAAUAACUGUGACCAGUGUUGCUUGCCAGGUAAAGCCUGUUUGAGGAAGCAAGAGCUCCCCCUUCUUGUCUGUCUGACACAUAAACCCCCAACCGGUUCUUUAUCAUUAUUAUUAUGAUUUGACUAUAGGAAACAUAUUUCACAUGCUUUACUAGACUCUGUAAUUUAUUUAAAUAUACCCCACUAAUUAGUCGUGCAUUGUUCAAAGCAAUGUGGGUUUCCUUAACUACACAAGAGAGGAAGAAAAGGAGCAAAAAAACACUACAAUGAUGCUUGUUUUGUUUUUCAACAAAAAGGUUACGCAGAGGCUAAAGACUGCAAUAACAAAGUGGCUAAUUAGCCGAUGGGUAAAACUGAGUGCAUUGUAUUGCGGGCCGUGUAGUAAUGACAUUGGCCGAUUUCACAAUCGUGAAAUCGUGUUUGAAUGUAUAGAUUCCCUCACGGUGCCCUCAAUGUAUCCCACUACCAGUGUGUGUGUGAGUGUGUGUCUGUGUGUGUGCUGUAUACAUCUUCUUGUAUCUAAACUGAGAACGUUUGUGAUGACUCCAUAUUGAUAUCUUUUGCCACUUUAUUGUUUUCCUUGUCCGCUUGAUGAUCUUGCUUCCUUUGUAAUCGAUCCAAAUUUGAUGAAACAGCUGUAAAUCUAAAUGGUCCUAUAAGUGGCAAUUAGUGGGGACAUUUGAAAAGUUAAUAAUCAAUACAAUCAAAGCCCAAUUUGUUGUUCGACGUGUAGGAGGCAGCGGGCAGGGCCAGGCUUCGCGAUACACACACCAAUGCAAAUGUACAGAGGACACUCAGUAAUAGCUAAUUUAUAUACACAGUGCUGUGCAGGCAUCCUAUUACCAUAGCGCCUGAGGCUGCAAUCACUCUCCUCGAGCCCGGCUCCACGUCGCUCUGCCCCGGCUCACUCAGGCACGGAGCUGAGCGGCGAUUGAUUACUUUGCUGGGAUUCAAAAAGCCUUUUCUCUGCCAAAAGCAGGCUGAGGCUGGCGUGUGCCGACGAGGGCUCGGAGCCAGCCAGAGAGCGAGGGUGGGGUGGGCUUGACGGGCAAACCCACACGCCAAUGACAGAUUCUGCAGGAGCGAGGUGCAGGGGGGGGAGUGGGCGGGCGCGGAUCUCCAGUUGAGUAGUAGGGGGACUGGGCGGGUGGCUGGGAGACAAGGGAGGGGGGUGGGAGGCUGGCUGCGCUCGCAUCCGAGCUCAUCAUUCUGCUCUCAGCAUCUGUGGAAGAAGGCGAUGCCCGCCGCCGCCGCCGCACACCUCCGCUAAGCCGCUCGCCACUGAGGAGAGGAAGAGGAAGCUGAGGACAGAAUCGUAAGCGGAAAGUCUCUCGCCGCAAACUAAAAGCUCAGAUUGUGUCGCUUCUCUCGGCGGAAGCGUUUGUCGUGUGUGGGGGAAUAAGAAGAGAAUACAGCAGAGAGAGAGAGAGUGAGCGAAAAGAGAGAAAGAUCUUGAGACAACCACCGGCGUCUCCCAAAUGGAGUGGAAUGGGUUUAAGAUGGGGUCGACAGAGACACAGUGGCGUCAGGCAGAGCUCCCGCAGCUCCAGGGCUGGGCAGAGAAGGGAUUGCUGACACAGCCAAAGAUGAUCAUCAGUAACAUGGAGGCUCCGGUGACAAACGGACCAAGCGGAGGAGGCACCACAGCCAACGGGCCAACCACCAACAGCCGCGGCUGCCCCUCGCCCAUGCAAACCGGGCCAACAAACGACGACAGCAAGACCAACCUCAUUGUCAACUACCUGCCACAAAACAUGACCCAGGAGGAGUUCCGCAGUCUCUUCGGUAGCAUCGGAGAAAUCGAAUCCUGCAAAUUGGUUCGCGACAAGAUCACAGGUCAGAGUCUGGGCUACGGCUUUGUCAACUACAUCGAUCCAAAAGACGCGGAGAAAGCCAUCAACACGUUAAACGGACUCCGACUUCAGACCAAAACGAUCAAGGUCUCGUACGCGCGACCCAGCUCGGCUUCGAUCCGUGACGCCAACUUGUACGUGAGCGGCCUGCCCAAGACCAUGACCCAGAAAGAACUGGAGCAGCUCUUCUCGCAGUACGGACGCAUCAUCACCAGUCGCAUCCUUGUCGACCAGGUCACAGGCCCCACAGGCGGCUCCCGAGGCGUGGGCUUCAUCCGCUUUGAUAAGAGGAUAGAGGCUGAGGAGGCCAUCAAAGGUCUCAACGGACAGAAGCCAUCGGGCGCGGCUGAGCCCAUCACGGUCAAGUUCGCCAACAAUCCCAGCCAGAAGACCAGCCAGGCCCUCCUGUCGCAACUCUACCAGUCCCCCAACCGCCGAUACCCCGGGCCCCUCCACCACCAGGCUCAGAGGUUCAGGCUGGACAAUUUGCUUAAUAUGGCCUAUGGCGUAAAGAGGUUUUCACCCAUCACGAUCGACAGCAUGACCAGCCUGGUGGGCAUGAACAUCCCCGGGCACACCGGCACGGGUUGGUGCAUCUUCGUCUACAACCUGUCCCCAGAUUCGGACGAGAGCGUGCUGUGGCAGCUCUUCGGGCCCUUCGGCGCCGUCAACAACGUCAAGGUGAUCCGUGACUUCAACACCAACAAGUGCAAAGGGUUCGGCUUCGUCACCAUGACAAAUUACGACGAAGCGGCCAUGGCCAUCGCCAGUCUCAACGGUUACAGGUUGGGCGACCGCGUCUUGCAAGUCUCCUUCAAGACUAACAAGACCCACAAGUCCUGAACUCGAACAAGGUAGAAGCAGGUGCCCCGCGGGCUCCGAAAUGGCCGCCCCCACCACCACCCCCUCACCUCCACCACUCCCUUUAGCCCCUCCAGUCACGACCACCACCCUCCUCCAGGCAUCCAGCACAGCAAAACUGGAACAUAAAGCAACCAUCCAACCCAAUUGAACUCAAAAUGGCUUAUAUCAUAACUUUGGACCUAUAAGCCAACGUUGCCUAAGUAUUACAAAAAUGAAGAAAAUGUUCAUGCAUUUUGGGAAGUUCUCUUUGUUGUAUACUCUUUCUGUUUGUUCUGAUUGCUAAAAUGAGUUUUCUCUCCUAUGUAAACAGUAGCACCCCCCAACCCCCCACCCCACCCCCUCCAAUUUUAGAGAAGAGAAUAUCCUUUUUAGACCAAUGUCUCGAUUCAGGAUUAGCGUUUCUUUUGUAUAUCCGGACCCACUGUUGUUAGUAUCCUGAACCUCCCAGUCACUGCAGGGAGGGGGCUCUUUUUUAACAAUUGGUGACCCAUUCAUUCAUUUAUAGUCAUAUUUAAAAGUCCCCUUUAUGAUUCGAGACGGGAUUUCAUACUCCCGCCGAGUCUGAUAUAGUAGUACUAAAAAAAAAAAAAAAACAAGACUUUCUAACAUUGUUUUUGUUUUGUAUCGCAAACAAAACAUGUCUUUCUUCACAGGGAGAUGGGGUGCGGGUGUGGGGGUGGGGGGGAUGGGUUAGCUUUCCUGAUGACACAUUAAGUAAUUUAAGAAAAAAAAAAAAAGAAAGAACACUGUUGCCAAAGAGAUGAUCUCUUUGCUUGGAAAAAAAAAUGUGUUUAGAAAAAAAAAGAUUACAAAUAAAUAGAAAGAAGAAUCUAUUUUUAUAAAUGAUAAUUAAAAUAAUAAUUAUUGAGAAAUUUUUACAAGAAUCUGGAUUUGAAAAAAGAGAAAAAUAUUUUGACUGGCUAACUGGGAGGGGAGGGGGGGGGCACCACCUUGUCUUGUCGUUCCGCCGCGGUACUUUCUAGGCCCAGCGCUCGUUGUUUUCCGAGGAAGCCACGUUGGCGACGGCCAUUUUCUAGAAGGAAAAAGGAAACCAAGGCGGGUGAUUUUGGUAAUUUUUCACACAUGUACUAGUGCGUAAUUAUUCAAUACCCACAAGGGGAAGGGAGAGGGUAACCAUCCUUAUCGUCCAGAGCCCAAAGCAAGAAGACGCUUUGUCCGCUUCUUUUCCUGUUCUCGAUCCAUCCGGGGUAAUCGGUAAUCGCAUAUAUGCACCUCGAUCCAUUUCCAACGCAUACGCGAUAUUGUUUCUCUUUGCUCUGCAUUUGUGUGCAAACUUCUGUUUAGCGAUCAACAGUAGGUGCUAUACCACAUUAUUCACAUAUCUUAAAUAUCCCAGUUGGUUGUUCUAUGUGUUGUUUCAAAAAAGAAAAAUACUUUGUUGAUGUUGGCAUUGAAUUGAGCUUAUUUGUUUAUCGUUGGCCCAAAUAGUCUGGUGAGACUAUUUUGUUGCAGAAAAACCAGAUCAACACAUUUGGGUUGUGUAAAAAAAAAGUCUAUAUAUAUCUAUAUAUAUAUAUAUAUAUAUAUAAAAAAAUAAGAAAAAAAAUCACUGAACAAAUUUUAUUUAUCUAUUUAUUUUGCUUUGUUUGUUUGGCUUGUUGGCUUUUGCGUUACUUGCUGAGCGUGGAGCUUUUUUGUCCAAACUUAACAAUGAUUCUUAGCUAGUUCCUUUAGUCUAGAUAUUUGUUUCCUGAAAAGGCGAUCUAUGACUACUGUGUCUUUCUUUGCUCUGUACAAAUAGAUGAUCUAUCUAUAUAUAUAUAUCUAUAUAUACAUAGUCUACUUUUGUUUUACAAUAUCUACUGUACUAUCUGAGUUGUCACUGUUCUUUAGUUGGAGCUUGUCUUUUUCAUAUGGCAACUUAUCAUGAAGUGGUGGUUCAGUUACUUAGAAAAACUUGUGAGGAAACUGUUCAAUUGUCGUCAUGUUGCUUGUGGAGAUAAAAAAAAAAAAAAAAAGAGGUUUGGAUUAACUUUACGUUCCUACCGCGGCAAAACGAAACCGAACAAAAAGCUUUGAAUAUAAGUGUAUUUGGAUUUACUUCUCUAUUUUUGUUCAACUAUUUAUUUUUCUAUUUAUUUCUAUUUAUUGUGUAUUUAUGAACCGUUUAAUUUAUCUGUGUAUUUAUGUAUUUAUUUGUUUCAUUGUCUGUGUAUUUGCGUGAUUCUGGUACAGGGAGGGGGGGCGUUUCUGAGCAAAAGGGAACAAAGCGACUAGUGGAGAAGCUCUUCCAGUAGUCCACUGCACUGAGAGAACUUUUAGUACGUUUGUGCUUUGUACCAAUAUAUCAAAAUGACCAUAUAAAAAAAAAAAAUCUAAAAGUCAGGAAAACUAAAAAAAAAAAAAAAAAAGUGUCUGGAGGGCCAGGGAACGCUCUUCCCUUAUUACUAGAAACAGUUACUCGCUAUGCAUAACCUAGUUAUUAAUAGUUCAAUUUGCUCUUGCUUUUUUCUUGUCUUGUUCAAAAUGAAAUCUUUAGAUCUUUUCCAAUGAAGUUUAGUCUUAUUAGAAUGUUAUAAACAGUCGUUCUGGUUCAAUAUAACCUGUGAUAAGUUUGUGUCGUUCUCUAAAGCCACUCCGUCCACACCCUCCCUCCACUUACUACCGCUUUGUGAUGAAACCUUUAUGCAAAACUGUACGUCUGAAAGCAUACGUCUACGUAGUUACUGUAACGGAGGCUCGGGCGUGUCGACGUUUCAACGCCCGCUCUUGUUUGAGGGUCGACUCAAUUGGUUUUCAAGACUUCUUUUAAAAAUUGCAUCCUGACAAAUGUUUGGGAAAAAAACAAAAAACGACCGAAGAAGUACUCUGGAGGGAUGAAAAGGGAUUGUACCGAUUCUAUAUUUUAUAUACUCUAAUAUGAUAUAUAUUAUAUAUUUUGAAAGGUAAAAUGUAAGGGUUCCAGACGUAUGAAUAUACAGAAUUGGAUUCUUUUGUUCAAAAACGUGAAGGAGUCAUGCGUGUGUGUUUGGAGAGUAACGUGCACACACGCUUCUCAGUCAUGUGACAUCAUUACCAUAUGAGCCCGUCAUACACACGAGCAGACCCCUUCAUGCCCCUCGACGCCGUAAAGGGCUCGUGGGGGGCUUGGAUUUAUGCAACGACCCCGGUAGAAUGUUGUUCUGAUGUGUCAGUUUCCUACACUGUGUGACCUCCUAUGACGCGUGCCUGUGUUCUGCCUGUUUGUGUGUUUGGGUGUGUUUGUAUACACCAACCAGCCACAUUAUGACUCGACCUAAUUUGACGAGAGCCGAUACGAGAGCUGUAUCACAUAUUUUGCAAAGACGACAAUGCUUACUAUUCACAAAUUCACCUAGUCCUGAUUUUUGUCCGUUUAAAAUAAAAGUAGUACUUUGGCACCACCCUGUGGCAAAUCACCAUUUUAAAGUUAAUUUUAAACUUCAUUUUGUCCGGCCAUAGCGCCGUCUAAUAGAUACCUAGUGCUUUGCCGCCAUCCCGUGGCAUCUUGGCGGCAAUGAACUAUGUUGAAGCGAGGAGCUAGAGCUUCAUUUCGAUUGGCCGUCGCUCUGUGUGAUACAAAACAAGUGCUUUGGCGCCAUCCUGUUUUAUCUUGGUACCAAGGAACUAUAAUGGGAGGAGCUUUUUGUCAGGCCAUAGCCCUGUCGAACUAAAAGUAGUGCUUUGCCGCUAUCUUGUCGCAGCUACAGACUAUUCUGUUUUGAAAUUCAACAUUAUUAACGUUAUUAUGAUGAAUACGUGAUACAGCUCCUGUAUUUGAUAUCACUCUACCGUGCUAGUGUUCCUAAUCAUGUGGCUGUAAAAUAUGUGAGUGUGUUGUUGUGCGCAAGUCAUGGGGCUGCGUCCCCCUCGCGCCAUGUCUCACCCCAGUGGCUCCCACCACCAUCCUCGUAGCGCCUUAUAGUCGGUGAGUGGCAGGCUGCCGGUAGGAGCAAGGCAGCCAGUAGUGGAGGAGGGAAGGUGAACAGAGGAACUCGGCUCUUCUUCUUCUACUUCUUGUCAGUUUUCUUUUUUUCCCCCCUCCUGAGACGUGUUUGUUUACUAUCUGAUUAAAAAAAAAAAAUCUAUAAAACAAAAUCCUUAAAGACAAAAAAAGACGAAAAAAAAUGUCGGCGGGGCCCUGUGGAUUGCGGCUCGCUCUCUCUUCUCUCUCUCUCUCUCUCUCUCUCUCUCUCUCUCUCUUCUCUCCUGCUUAUGUUAUUACUUAAAAAUUAUUAACAAUGAUGAUUAUUAUUAUUAUGGUUAUUAUUGCUAUUAUUCUUAGUAUUCUUCUUAUUCUUAUUAUUAAUCUAAUUACUGCGAUGAAUGACUUCAUGUUAUCCUUGCUAGUUUAGGUCAUUUCUGAAACUGGAAACAAAAUAGAAAAUCUUGCUGUAAAUGUUUGUUUUUUCUUUUUCAUAAAACUGUUGUGUUUGAAUUAUUUGUACUUUUGAAUGUUGGGACAAUAAAAUGAGGUGUCAAGAA
Molecule: messenger RNA, 8309 nt
Organism: Syngnathus acus (greater pipefish)
Lineage: Eukaryota; Metazoa; Chordata; Actinopteri; Syngnathiformes; Syngnathidae
Gene: elavl4
Product: ELAV like neuron-specific RNA binding protein 4
Exons: 8
Coding region: 2607-3824 (405 amino acids)
Cellular component (GO): ribonucleoprotein complex
Molecular function (GO): RNA binding
Source: RefSeq, a predicted model, not a curated record